Messenger RNA from Pongo pygmaeus (Bornean orangutan), 1168 nucleotides. RefSeq lists its product as uncharacterized. NCBI's taxonomy places the organism in Eukaryota, Metazoa, Chordata, Mammalia, Primates, Hominidae. The record is from RefSeq and is a predicted model, not a curated record. Bases 1 to 621 code for a protein of 206 amino acids. The transcript is spliced from 4 exons.
AUGACGUCGACGUCCACUGGCGACCAGCAGGGACACGGAGGGGCGGGCCAGAGGGUCCGGUCCCGCCCACGCGGUCCGGAGGUCCCGCCCACAACACCCGAGGCGCUCCGCCCAGAGCCCGGAGGUGUGCGGCUGGGCGCUGUGCGCGUGCGCUCGCCUGAGCUGUGGCGGGAGCUGGAGCGGAGUAGGCAUCCAGCACUGGGGCAGCUGCUUCAGGACAUCACCGAGGACAAGUCUCCUCCCCACUCUGGUUCCACUGUCUGUAGCCUGUGGCUUUCAUCCUCAAGGGCUCCAUGCGACCGCUGCACAUCCAGGAACUUGAGGAGCCACUGGAUUCCCCGCGGCUCAUUGUGGCUGUGGUCAUUCGUGAUUACGCAGGCCGGCAUUGCCCAGCCUCUCUGGCGAAUACAGAAGCCUAAACUUAGGACAAGAGCAAGGUGGAGAAUGGGACCCAAUCUCAUUCCAGCCCAGCGGUGCUGUCACAAGGUGUGUCUUGGGGUGCCUGUAAUAACUGGGGGCCUACAAUCUGCACCAGGCUGUGAGUCAGCCUCAGGAUGCUGCAGGGGACAUCCUGCAGCUUGGCUCUCUUGGCUCCAUCCUCAUGACGCUGGAAUUCUAUAAUAGGGUGGGGAGACUGGACAGGGAGGCAGGUAAAUGAAGACAAUCAGGCGAGAAUUAAGAUGCUCGGAAGGAAAUGAGACUGGACAGCCGCUCCAGCGAGGGUGCCCACAAAACCCUCUUGAGGACAUGAUGUGGCAAGGAGCCAGCUCUGCGGGGGAACAGGCGUAGAGCCAGGAGCAGGAACAAGCUUGGAAUAGCCGAGGGACAGAAACAGAGACCCACAUGGCUUGAGUAUGGUGAAUGCAGCAUGGAUGCCAGGGGAUAAAACAGGGGCAAUCAGGGAGGGCUUUCCAGAGGAAGAGGCCCGAAGAACUGUGGAAGUUAGAGUUGGGGAGAGGCGUCCUGGCUGUGUCGCUUCCUCAUUGCGCGGCUUUGGUCAAGUUAUUUGACCUCUCCAAGCCUCAGGUGGCCCUCUAAAACGUGACUAUAAUGACUGCCCAGCAGGGUUGUUAAGAAGAGUGCCCGAGGCCUGGCGGCGCCACGUGGAGCAGGGCGCUGGGAGGCGGCGGCCCUGCGGCGUGGCGUGGCGCGGCGGGAGCGCGUGGAG